GCAAGAGUGUAUAAUAGCACUGGUGGGGCUUUUCUGCCAGAAUCAUGUCUGAUAACGGGGAGCUUGAGGAUAAACCACCAGCUCCUCCAGCUCGGAUUAGCAGCACAGGGACAAAAGAUACUCUGACCAGCAACCACAGUCAUAAGCCUUUACCCUUGAUCCCUGAAAAACCCAGGAAUAAAAUCAUUUCAAUGUUUUCUGGCACAGAAAAAGGAAGCAAAAAAAAAGAAAGGCCAGAGAUUUCACCGCCAUCGGAUUUUGAGCACACAAUUCAUGUGGGCUUCGAUGCUGUCACUGGGGAAUUCACUGGAAUGCCAGAGCAAUGGGCACGAUUACUGCAGACCUCAAACAUCACUAAACUCGAACAGAAGAAGAAUCCACAAGCUGUCCUAGACGUUUUAAAGUUUUAUGACUCCAAACACACUGACAAGCAGAAAUAUCUGAGCUUCUCUGCACCAGAUAAAGAUGGGCUCCCCUCUGGUCUGUCCCCUGCACCUAAUGCAAAAGGCUCUGAACCUUCAACAGCAGCAACAGAUGAUGACGAUUUUGAUGAUGAUAAGGCUCCUCCUCCUGCUAUUGCUCCAAGACCUGAACACACAAAAUCAAUGUAUACACGUUCUGUAAUUGACCCAAUACCUCCACCCCCUGGAGAUUCAGACAGUGCUGCAAAGACUGGAGACAGACAGAAAAAGAAAACCAAGAUGAGCGAUGAAGAGAUUAUGGAAAAACUUAGAACUAUAGUAAGCAUAGGAGAUCCCAAGAAAAAGUAUACUAGAUAUGAAAAAAUUGGACAAGGGGCCUCUGGAACUGUAUUUACUGCUAUUGAUGUAGCUACAGGACAAGAGGUUGCAAUCAAGCAGAUAAAUCUUCAGAAGCAGCCCAAGAAAGAACUGAUAAUCAAUGAGAUUCUGGUGAUGAAAGAAUUGAAGAACCCCAAUAUAGUAAAUUUCUUGGACAGUUUCUUAGUGAAUGAGGAACUGUAUGUUGUAAUGGAAUAUUUGGCUGGAGGGUCCCUAACAGACGUGGUCACAGAAACCUGCAUGGAUGAGGCACAGAUAGCAGCUGUCUGCAGAGAGUGUCUGCAAGCGUUGGAAUUCCUGCAUGCGAACCAGGUCAUUCACAGAGACAUAAAGAGUGAUAAUGUACUUCUUGGAAUGGAUGGUUCUGUCAAACUGACCGACUUUGGCUUCUGUGCACAAAUUACCCCAGAACAAAGCAAGAGAAGUACCAUGGUGGGAACACCAUACUGGAUGGCACCAGAGGUGGUUACACGAAAAGCAUAUGGCCCUAAGGUGGACAUCUGGUCACUUGGAAUUAUGGCUAUUGAAAUGGUGGAAGGGGAACCGCCUUACCUCAACGAAAAUCCUUUAAGAGCAUUGUAUUUGAUUGCUACUAAUGGCACUCCAGAACUUCAGAAACCUGAAAAACUUUCACCGAUAUUCCGGGAUUUCUUAAACCGCUCACUUGAGAUGGAUGUAGAAAAGAGAGGUUCUGCUAGAGAGCUCCUGCAGCACCCGUUCCUGAAAAUUGCAAAACCACUGUCCAGCCUAACACCGCUAAUCCUGGCUGCCAAAGAAGCAAUGAAGGGAAACCGCUAACAUCAACCCUUCUAUCCUUUUGCUUUAUGUCUCAGUCAUCUUACUUCAUAACCGCCUUUAUAUUCUACAAGUGCCACUGAUACGUGUUGAAGAAGAGCAAACAGCAUCUUGUACAGACAAAGCCAAGACCUAAUCAUGACUGUACAUCUGGAAAUAACCAUGAAGAACACACAACUUCUGUGCUUUUCCUUUUAUAAAGAACGUUUUUUUUGUGUCCCUACAAGAUCCCUGUUAUCCAGGGUUUGUUUUAUGGGAAUUCACAUUUGUAUUUUUUUAGGUCUUCUUUCUGUGCUCUAAGUGUUUCUGUUCCCUGGCCUUCUCUUGAUACUUGAAUAACUUACACAUCAAUAGAAGAGCUUUAGUCUUCUGGCUCUGUGCUGGCUCCUCCGAUUUCACUUUUUUUUUCCAUGUACCUGGAUCUGUUAGUUUAAUACAGGAAAGAAAUGUGCACAUCUGUUUGAAUUCCUUGUGUAGAAGCACAGGCAACUGCCUUGUGCCACCCUGUGAUAUAUCUGUCGACUUUUUUUUUUUUUUUUUUUUUUCUAUUGGGGCCAGCAACAUAUAAUAAAAUGCUGACCCUUUCAGUAAGGGUUGAAUCACUUUUUUUGGAAGCCUUUUGCUCCUGAUUUCAUUUCUUUUUGUAUUCUUUACUAGAGAAAGGGUUCAAAUAACGGUAGAGAAGCUGGCUGCAGUUUCAUGGGACAUUACUGGUGUUUUGGUUUUUUUCUUUUGUACUGAGGUAAAUUCUGUGCCUUUUUGUUAUGGACGGUUCAAUAAGUGCUCUUAACAGUAAAAACUGCACUAAUAUUUCUAAUACAAAACAUUUGGAUAUUUUUUUUUUUUUUUUUAACACCCAUGUCGUCAGAAGGGAAGUAGUGCCAAAGUUAGAGUGCUGUUUUUGUAGUUUUGUCCUGUUUCAUUAAUCAGUGAUUGCCAACUAAAGUGCUAAAUCAAAACGUUACUUUUUUUUCCCCUCUAUAAAGUAUUGUGAAGACUAAAGUGCCUUCAACAAGCUUAGAACUGUCUGGGCCUGGAUUGCCGCUGUUCUUGUGUGCUAUGCACCUGUUGUUGGUGCAACUUAAGGAAGAGUCCUGCACUGAACCAAUUUUUGAGACUGCAACCCGCAUAUUUAGCCACUUGGAUCUGCUACCGACCCCGGUUCACAGCUGUUUUGUGCACAACCUGAUCCUCAACCCGCCGACCACCAUUAAACAGGAAGUGCUGUUGCCACAAACUGGAAGUGACAUCAUCAAAAGUGGACAGAGACAGACGCAUUUUGUAAAAUUUUAAAAGGAGUAAAAUAUUGACAAUAUAACGUAAGCUAAAAAAUAUAGAUUAGACCCGCAACACAACCCACAUCUAUAACCGCACCCAAAAACCUGCAAUUUUUGCGGGUAAUCUACAUGUACCCGCGGGUACCAGACCUGCUGCAGGACUCUAUGCUCUUAAAAGUUUAUGAAUCAAUGUAUACUGCUAAGAAUUCACAAAAAAACAGUACUAAAAAUGAAUACUCUGUUAUCUGGAGAUGAGUCUAUUAUUGCCAAGUCACCAUCCAGUCUAUUUGUUCUUAAUAGAUCUCACCAAAGUUUGCCUUCUAUACAAAAAGGGAAUAGUAGUGUCAUUUCUCAUACCAUCGCAUUCAUAAUGUAUUUAUGCUUUUUGCUGAAAUAAUUCCUGAGCCUUUGGUAUUA
Xenopus laevis (African clawed frog) is the source of this 3289-nucleotide messenger RNA. It is a transcript of the gene pak2.S, whose product is annotated as p21 protein (Cdc42/Rac)-activated kinase 2 S homeolog. Gene Ontology annotation, cellular component: cytoplasm. Gene Ontology annotation, molecular function: transferase activity; nucleotide binding; kinase activity. The record is from RefSeq and is a predicted model, not a curated record. The coding region runs from base 45 to 1598 and encodes 517 amino acids. The transcript has 15 exons. NCBI's taxonomy places the organism in Eukaryota, Metazoa, Chordata, Amphibia, Anura, Pipidae.